Messenger RNA from Drosophila innubila, 2454 nucleotides. RefSeq lists its product as uncharacterized. Gene Ontology annotation, biological process: G protein-coupled receptor internalization; signal transduction. NCBI's taxonomy places the organism in Eukaryota, Metazoa, Arthropoda, Insecta, Diptera, Drosophilidae. The record is from RefSeq and is a predicted model, not a curated record. Gene Ontology annotation, cellular component: cytoplasm. Gene Ontology annotation, molecular function: G protein-coupled receptor binding. The coding region runs from base 1 to 2349 and encodes 782 amino acids. The transcript is spliced from 7 exons.
AUGUCCGAGCGCCAGGAUACCACAAGUGGCAGCCAGAGCCAAUCAACACCAUCGGAGUCUCCAGCACCGCCACUGACCGAGGAGCAGGAGGCUCCAAGCAGCAGCAACAGCAGCUGCACCGCCGCCAUUGCCACCGUCACCAGCAGCGGCCAUCAGGGCAAUGAUCAGGAGCGCGACCGGGAUAGGGAAUCUCAUGGCGACAGAUCGACACACAAGGAUGACUUUGGCACACAGCGUGUGUAUAAGAAGACCUCACCGAAUUGUGUGCUCACCCUGUAUUUGCCGACACGGGAGAUAACCCUGACCGGCAACAAUCCAUCGGUGCUGCGUGGCAUUGUCUUUGUCGACCCGAAAGCCAUCCAAGGAUAUCGUGUCUAUGCGCAGCUAACGCUUACAUUUCGCUAUGGCCGUGAGGACGAAGAGGUAAUGGGUCUGCGGUUCUGUAAUGAGGCCAUCAUGUCGUUGCAUCAGAUUUGGCCACGUUUGGAGGAACCAACGCGGGAGUCCCUCAGUCCCUUGCAGGAGGCAUUAUUGAAGCGUCUCGGUGAUGGCGCCCAUCCAUUCACCUUGUCAUUGACCGCCCAGGCACCGCCCAGUGUCCAACUGGUACCGGCAAAACGCUACUACGGAGCUCCUAUUGGCACCAGCUACGAUGUGCGUUGCUUCAUUGCGGAUAAAACAGAUGAGAAAUUCCAUCGUCGAGCCUCCGUCAAGAUGGGAGUACGCGUCAUCUAUCGCACCGAUGUAUUUCAUCAGCAUUCGGCCCCGGAACAUUACGCCGCCUACGCCGGACAGCACAGCGCUGGGGCAGCACAAUCGCCACCAGCUAGUGCCACGCCCCCACUGAGCAGCGAUGCCGCCCAUCCAUCUGGUGGCCAUGAGCAAGCACCCAGCAGCAGCGGCAGCGGCAGCGGCGGUGGUGGUGGCGGUGGAGGUGGCAGCGGUGGCAAGUCCAAGUCAAAGUCAGAACGCGGCGACUCCUUUCCCAAAUUGCGUCUCUCGCCAAAGUCGUUUAGGUUCAGCGGUCGCUUUGGACGCAGCAAAAGUGAAAUCGAGAAGUGUCCCAACGAUCCAUUUCAUUGCUAUAGCAAGUCCUUCCAGGAGCACUGCGACAACACUGGCAGUGGAAUGUUGCCACCACACAGCAACGCCGGAGUCACCGGUGGCAUUGGUGGCAUUAGCGUUGGACCCUGCGGUGGCCCACAAGGAUCUGUGGAUAAGCCGUUUCUACUCCACGACGGUCGUGUGGGCUUGAAAGCCAGUCUGGACAAAGGAUGGUACACUCACGGCGAGGACGUUAACGUAACCAUCAACAUACGCAACGACAGCCGCAAGACAGUACGCAAAGUGCGGAUUUGUGCCAUUCAGCACGUGGACGUUUGCAUGUUUAACAAUGGAAAAUUUAAGAAUGUUGUUGCCGACUCGGACAAUAUAUCGCCGGCUGUGGAUCGCGUUGUGCCACCAGGUGGCAGCUUGUCGACGACAGUCGCGUUGCGUCCACAACGUGGUCCAACCAAGAACUGGAUUGCAUUGGAGGACACUCUACAGCGUAGCACGGAGCCCGAUGAGAUAACUGGAGCGAUUGCCGCAUCUGCAAUACGCUCACCGAAUUUUGUGUUGCAGGCGCAGCAAUUGUUGGCUGGACAUCCAUUGGCCAGUCCGGCCAUGGCCUUGCCACAGUUGCCCCAAACGGCUGCAACAUCAGGUGGCAAUACCGCUGCUGCUGCCGGUGGCAGUGGCAACAACAGUGGGGCACCUGGCUUUGUUGAUGAUCGUAAUGUUUUCGCCAUUUAUGUGUCGUACUAUGUGAAGGUCAAGCUCACGUUGAGCGGCAUGGGCGGUGAGUUGUCCUUGAAGCUGCCCUUUGUCCUUGUCCAUGUGGAUGAGACACAGCGUCCUGGCUACACAUCUGCCACCUUGGGGGAGUUACGCAUGGAGAAGUUGGCAUUGCACGAUGUUCCCAUUGGCCGCAAGAAUGGCAAGCGUGUGGUGAAUGCCUCAACAUCAACUUCAUUCGGAGAUGGACCCUCCACAAGCGCUGCGGCAGCUGCAGCUGCUGUCCACGAUGAUGAUACCCAAUUGGAUUGCAUUGAGACUCUCGAGGAUGAGUUUAACAUACGUGUUCCCGUGCCGACAGCAUGUCAGCACAGCUCGACAACAUGUUCCGGCUAUCACAAGCGUCGCUUGCAGCGCAGCGAGACACUGGCCCGGGAUUUGGAGGAGAACGAUGAUCAAUUGGAGCAUCACAUGGUGCAGGUGCAUCUGGAGCAACAGGUGGAGGAGGAACGCAUGCAACGACAACAGUUGGCAGCCGAGACAGGUGCCGUGCCCAAAACAACAAAUGUCUGAUUCUGAUGGUCUCAGAUGUUUGCCAAGCGCAAGAAGCCAUAGAUGGCAUGGUCCAAACACGAACUAAACAGCGAGAUGGCAUUAAAAGUAUUAACUGCAACACAA